Messenger RNA from Vitrella brassicaformis, 1322 nucleotides. The record is from the annotation of a GenBank genome assembly. Lineage: Eukaryota; Vitrellaceae.
CAACACGCGGAGGGCAGAGGCAGCAAACAGGUGGAUAUGCAAUGCGCUGCGAACGACGGCAAGUCCAUGCAUGCAGAGUUCUUUUAGUUUCAGCGAAAGCGUGAGCAACGUCGGAAUCGUGGCGAACGUUGCUCACGGCGGAUAAACUCCCGACCCAUGAAUCCUCACUCAAGACAGCUCACAUAUUCAGUCUAUCAAAUUGACGAAGGAUCGUCAAAUUAUUACAAAGGAUCCAAUCUUUGGCCUUCAGAAUAGACACCCACCCGACAACCCAGGAACAGGGCUUCCACAGAGACCCAAAAUUACUCACAACAACACUCUGCCCAACCACACACAUACAACACAUCCUUCUGGACAGAUACACUGCAUAAACGACAGUGCCUUUCGCCGCUAUUUUACACCAUCAACGCGUCCAUCCAUCUAUCUCCCGCUCCGAAAAGGCAGACAGCUCAUGAAGCUCCAGCGCUUCCUCGCGGCCGAUCCCCAAGUCCAGGGUGCGCUGCUGCCGCAUUGGAUCGCCAGCCCGUGCUGCCGGUCUCAACAUGCCACACCUCCAGCUCACCACAGCGAAAGUUCAGAGACUGCGCCAGUGUCCCCUGGUCAUACUUAUUGAUAGCCGCCCCCGUGUAGCCCGCCGGAAGGUGCUCCCGCGGGAUCCACUGUUGGCAGCUGCUGAGGUCGGCCGCAGGACCUGGCUCACCAUAGCCCAGCCAUAGGUGCCCGCGAGCGAUGCCCACGUUGGCAGUCGGCAGGUCCUUGUUGUCCUUGACUACCCCCUGUGUGCCGGCCACGUGCACUCCGUGCCUGUCCUCAGGUAUAUCGAUCUUGGUUGGGGCAUCGCACGCACCCGAGAGCGAAAAGAAGAAGACGGGCACCUUGUAGUUGCGGCUCGUCUUAGUGGGGUCUUGUGGCGGGGUCAGCGGCCCGUCAACGAAGCAGCCAAAUCGGUGGGUGCGAUCCUUGACGGCGAAGAGCAGGCCGCUCUUGCCCGCCACCUUGUCAAGGAACGACGUGUACUCGAAACCGUCGCUGCUGGAUCUGACAUACACAGCACACGGCACAUAGAGAAGGUCAAAUGAGUCAAAGGGAUGGUUGCUCUCACUUCAAGGCCAGCGACGGCUUGCAGAUGGGUUUGUGGAUCAUGUCCAGGACGGCCACCCACUCGUCUGCCGACUUGAUGAUCCACUCAUUGCCCGCCGGCAGAUCAACGGGCGGCGAGUACGAGUAGGAGAGGCCGUACUGACACAGACAAUAUCGACACAGACCAGAUGUCACCGACCGGCAAGCCACAAUAGCAAACCACUCAGACUUACCAUCAUGAG